Molecule: messenger RNA, 1047 nt
Organism: Cyclocybe aegerita
Lineage: Eukaryota; Fungi; Basidiomycota; Agaricomycetes; Agaricales; Hemipholiotaceae
Source: the annotation of a GenBank genome assembly
AUGACCACCCACCGCCACCACCAUCACACCUUGAACUUUGGCCCUACCUCUGAAUCUGCUUCCUGGUGGCCACACGAGACGAUCUUCAUGGUCGCCGCCGCUGGGUUCCCUCCGAAAGUCAUUCCGUCCAUCCAGUACCUGUUGCCUCCACAAUAUCGAUACUCUCUCGUCGAUGCCAAAAGCUCUGCAGAGCUCUGUGAAGCGCUCAUCCACACCGUGCUUGGAUGGUUCUCUUUCUACCAAGCUGGAUACUUACAUCGGGAUAUCAGCAUCAGGACCGUGUUUCUCUGUCCGAGUCCUGCUGAACAGCGCGCCUUUGAGAUCUCUGCAGACUUCCAUCAGACCGCCACGAAAUCGGUUGAAGAUUUGACGCUGCUCCUCAAAGGAAUUUUAGUCGAUGAAUGCUCCUAUCAGUUGAACGACAUCGAGGAGAAGAUCAUGCGGGUCGAGCAACUCGUGCAAGAGCUGGGCGUGACGACCACUUGCAGCGCCUUCAUUAUCGACAGCGAUAUGGCUAUUCCUUGGGAGACCUGUUUGGACUCUGGGCGUGACAAUCAAGAAAUAUUAGGUAACCCAGAAUUCGUGUCCUCGCAGUUCGCCCAGUCCAUGGAGGACGGUACCAAGUAUCUCCAGUCCCCUGUCGACGAUCUUUUUUCCAUCUACUGGGUGGCGUUGUGGGCGAUCCUCAACAACGUCCAUACCAAACAGUCUGAAGAUGAGCUCUGGUGGAGAAUGAAGAUCACAAAGGGGAGUGAGGCUAGGGCUGCUGCUUCCGUGAACAUCUGCGGCCUCGUAGAUCCAGAAGAAACGUCACACAGUCCUAUCGUGCAACAGUGGUCGCCGGUUCUGGAUUCUUGGUUUCAGUCCCUUGACAGGUUGGACAAGGACUGGAGACGCCAGGACGCCAGGCUCUCUCGUCGACUGAAUUCAAGAGCAGACUUCUACCUUCCUCUUUUCCACUACUUCGCCCUUCGCGGUGUUGCUGACUUUUUGGAGAUGAUCAAACCCCACUAUACCCGACUUCGUACUUGCCUGCCUUUUGCAUAA